CACCUCUCGCUGGUAUUACCGACGGCUGAUUGGCUUAACGGGCUUACCGGGCUGCUUCUGCUCCUUCCACAGCACACGCUUCUGUGGACUGAGCCGUCGGCCACGACCGGGAUCAAGAAGGACUGUGCAGCCGAGGAGUGGAAGCAGCCCGUGGAAUCCUCCAGAAGAUCAGGUCCUCGCUUGCACACGCAAACAUCCCGCCAACACACCGUCCACGAUGGGCAACACCAAGAGCGGCGCCGUCUCCAAGGAGAUUCUGGCAGACCUGAAACUCUCCACCAAGUUCACGGAGACGGAGAUCGCCCAGUGGUACGAGAACUUCAAGAGGCAGUGUCCAACGGGGCGCAUCUCAAAAGAAGAGUUCGAGAACAUCUACAGCAAGUUCUUCCCGGAGAGCGACGCCCAAACGUACGCCCAGCACGUCUUCCGCUCCUUCGACACCAACGACGACGGCACGCUGGACUUCAAGGAGUACAUCAUCGCCCUCCACAUGACGUCAACGGGCAAGACCACGAGUAAACUGGAGUGGGCCUUCUCGCUGUUCGACGUGGACAAGAACGGAUACAUCACCAAGUCGGAAGUCAAGGAAAUCUGCACGGCGAUUUUCAAGCUGAUUCCUAAAGACGAGAUAGCCACUUUGGCUGAUGAUGAAAACACAGCUGAGAAGAGGGCAGAUAAACUCUGGAACUUCUUUGAUAAGGGGGAGAACGAGCGAGUGGCAGAGGGAGAGUUCAUCCAGGGCGUGUUGGAGAACGACGACGCUCUUCGCUUGAUUCAGUACUCGCCUGCGAAGUAACUCGUCCUUCGCUCCCUUGCCGGGAUCACAAUCUCCUCCAGGAGUUCUUUUUUUUUUUUUUAAAUCACGCGUUACCCAAUCAAUGCUUUCUGUAUCACGCGGUUCAAACGAAAUCGGCCGAUCUGAAAACCACAAAGGAGAGUCGAUGCAUUGACCUCGUUGACGCGAUGAGUCGCGAUAGUUGAGGCGCAAAACCGUCUUUCUCAAGCUGAAAAGUGUUUAGAGUACAUAUCUGGCGAUGGUGUAAUUGUGCAGGUGUGUCGUAGCAACUGGUCGGUACGGGUUAGAGUUAGUUGACCCAUGAACAUGUUCCUCCUCUCCUCUAGGCAGCCUAGUCUCUAUCUAACUGGGGGGUGAACCAACCUGUAAGUUGAACUGUAAGCUUGUUAUUGUUGAGUUUUGUUGUCUUUCACGGUUUCCAGCUCCUCCAUGUGGCACAGUCGCACGCGUUUGAUGUUCUAGCUAGCUGAAGUGGUGGCCAUCGCAGAGCAGACCUCCGUCCUUGUAAAACCUUGUAAAGUGUGAGAUGAAGUAUUGGCCCUUGACCUCCCUCCACAAUGUAUUCAAUAAAUCAGAAAUUGUUAUACA
Messenger RNA from Gasterosteus aculeatus aculeatus (three-spined stickleback), 1384 nucleotides. Its product is annotated as visinin. Gene Ontology annotation, molecular function: calcium ion binding. Lineage: Eukaryota; Metazoa; Chordata; Actinopteri; Perciformes; Gasterosteidae. The record is from RefSeq and is a predicted model, not a curated record.